Pseudoliparis swirei is the source of this 1560-nucleotide messenger RNA. RefSeq names its product basic proline-rich protein-like. NCBI's taxonomy places the organism in Eukaryota, Metazoa, Chordata, Actinopteri, Perciformes, Liparidae. The record is from RefSeq and is a predicted model, not a curated record. The annotation marks the transcript as partial. The transcript has 4 exons.
UUCCCCCCGGCGCCGGGUCUGCCGCCCGGGCCCCCCCGGGUCCCCGGCAUCGGGUCUCGCCCCGGCAUCGGGUCUCGCCCGGGGGCAUCGGGUCUCGCCGGGAUCGGGUCUCGCCCCGGCCCCCGGGCUCGGGGCCCCCCGCCGGGUCUCGCCCGGGGCCCCGGGGCCGCCGGGGCCCCGGGGCUCGCCCAUCGGCGGGCCCGGGGCUCGCCCAUCCCCCGGGAUCGGGGCUCCGGGCCGGGGCCCCCGGGUCUCGCCGGGCCCGGGGCUCGCCCCACGGGUCUCGCCGGGAUCGGGUCUCGCCCGGGAUCGGGUCUCGCCCGGCCGGGGCCCCCAUCGUCGGGCCCCGGGAUCGGGGCUCGCCGGGAUCGGGUCUCGCCAUCGGCCCGGGUUCGCCCGCAUCGGGUCUCGCCCGGGGCCCGGGGCUCGCCCGGGAUCGGGUCUCCCCCCCGCCCGGCAUCGGGUCUCGCCCAUCGGGGGGUUUCCCCCCGGGCGCCGGGUUUGGCCGGCCCCAUCGGGUUUGCCGGGAUCGGGGCUCGGGGGCCCUCGGGUUCCCCCCGCCCGGCAUCGGGUCUCGCCCCGGGGCCCCGGGGCUCGCCCGGCCCGGGUCUCGCCCGGGGGCCCCGGGGCUCCCCCCCGGGGCCCCCGGGGCUCGCCGCCGGGUCUCGCCCCCAUCGGGUCCGCCCGGCCCGGGUCCGGGGCCCGGGCUCGGCCGGGGCCGGGUCUCGCCGGGCCGGGGGCCCCGGGAUCGGGGCCCCCGGCAUCGGGUCUCGCCCCGCCGGGCCCCCGGUCGGGGCCCCCGGCGCCGGGUUUGCCCGGCCCGGGUUUGCCCGGCCCGGGUCUCGCCGCCCGGCCCGGGUCUCGCCCGCCGGGCGCCGGGCUCGGGCGCCGGGGCCCCCCGGCGCCGGGUCUCGCCCCCGCCGGGUUUGCCGGCAUCGGGUCUCGCCCGGGGCCGGGUCUCGCCCGCCGGGUCUCGCCCGGCAUCGGGUCUCGCCCCCGGGUUUGCCGCAUCGGGGCCCCCGCCCGCCCCCGGGUCUCGCCCGGGAUCGGGUCUCGCCCGGCUCCCGGGGCUCGCCCGAUCGGGCCCCCGCCGGGUCUUUGCCGGGGCCCCGGGGGCCCCCCGGGGCCCCCGCAUCGGGUCUCGCCCCGCCCGGGUCUCGCCCUCGGGGCCCCGGGGCUCGCCCCGGGAUCGGGUCUGCCCACGGGCCCGGGGCUCCCCCCCGGGCGCCGCCGGGGCUCGCCGGGAUCGGGUCUCGCCGGGGCCCCGGGGCUCGCCCAUCGGGCGGGCCCGGGGCUCGCCGGGGCCCCGGGGCUCGCCCCGGGAUCGGGUCUCGCCGGGCCGGGGCGCCGGCCGGGGCUCGCCGCCGGGUCUCGCCCCGGGCCCCCCGGGUCUCGCCCCGGGCCCGCCCGGGUCGGGGGCUCGCCCCGGGAUCGGGGCUCGCCCCGGGGGCCGGGUCUCGCCCGGGAUCGGGCAGUCGGAGGCGAGAAAGUGAGCUGAAGAGUUAUGAGGCUCGCCGGUGGGGCAGAGGCUGGGGUGGUGGGCGUUGGGCCGCUGCCUAA